UCCUCCUCCUCCUCCCCCCCCUCGCCAUGAUCUGCCUCGUCCUCACCAUCUUUGCCAACAUCUUCCCCGCCGGCGGGAGCGGGCCGAAGGAGCGCACGUUCCUGGCCAUCAAGCCGGACGGCUUCCAGCGCCGCCUGGUCGGGGACAUCCUCCGGCGCUUCGAGAACAAAGGCUUCAGGCUCGUCGGACUCAAGCUGGUGCAGGCCUCCGAGGACCUGCUGAAGGAACACUACGCCGCCCUGCGGGACCGCCCCUUCUACCACCGCCUCAUCCACUACAUGAGCUCGGGGCCCGUCGUUGCCAUGGUGUGGCAGGGGCCGGACGUGGUCCGCUCGUGCCGGGCGCUCAUUGGGGCCACCGACCCUGCCGAAUCCCCGCCCGGCACCAUCCGAGGGGACUACUCGAUUGAAGCGGGCAGGAACCUGAUCCACGGCAGCGACUCGGUGGAGAGCGCCCGCCGGGAGAUCGGCCUGUGGUUCCGGCCGAAGGAGCUGCUGUGCUGGGAGGACAGUGCGGAGCACUGGCUGUACGAGUAGCGCGGGCCGGGCCGAGCCCCCGGCCGGUCCCGGCCUGUGAUGGGGAGGGUCGCCUCCCGCCCAGCGCUGUUGUUUCCUUCUCUGGGAUCGGGCUGAAGCUAGAGCCCAGGCUGGCGGAGGGAGGAGGGUCACGGGGGUCCGGUCUGGUCUCCGCCGUCCCCCCAUCCGGCUACUUAGUCUGCCGGCACCCGCCGCCGGUAGCACGGGCUAAGGCCGACCCAAGUCUUCCCCUCUCCCCCUCCCUCUGGAGCCGAGCGUCUCGGCGGGGCGGGGGGACGGACGGACGUGACGCCAACCGAUCCGGCCCCCUGAGCGCAAUAGAAAGGUCCAACGGGAACACCCGCCGCCCAGCAGGAUGGGCCUUGGCUGUGUUUUGAUAAUAAAACUGUGGGAAAACCAGUUUUGGCGGGGCCGCUCUUUUCCUCCCAUAAUGGGGCCGGCUGCCUCACUCCGCACCCCGGAACCUUUUCCAGAGCGGUCCAGGCUUCGUCCGAGGCCCCGGCCGGAGGGGAGGAGAGGGGAGGGGACGGGGACGGGCCGGUCCCCUCGGGAGCAGGUGCGCCCACCCGGCCGCUCCGUCCUUGCCCAGGCAGGCUGACCUUCCCACACCCACUCAGGAUGGUAACGCGUUUAUUGCGUACAGAACAGGUACAUGGUUGU
Tachyglossus aculeatus (Australian echidna) is the source of this 1196-nucleotide messenger RNA. RefSeq names its product NME/NM23 nucleoside diphosphate kinase 3 (gene NME3). The transcript has 5 exons. The record is from RefSeq and is a predicted model, not a curated record. The coding region runs from base 27 to 536 and encodes 169 amino acids. Gene Ontology annotation, molecular function: nucleoside diphosphate kinase activity. Gene Ontology annotation, biological process: CTP biosynthetic process; UTP biosynthetic process; GTP biosynthetic process. Lineage: Eukaryota; Metazoa; Chordata; Mammalia; Monotremata; Tachyglossidae.